Molecule: messenger RNA, 4005 nt
Organism: Xyrauchen texanus (razorback sucker)
Lineage: Eukaryota; Metazoa; Chordata; Actinopteri; Cypriniformes; Catostomidae
Product: atypical chemokine receptor 3-like
Exons: 2
Coding region: 118-1272 (384 amino acids)
Biological process (GO): chemotaxis; G protein-coupled receptor signaling pathway; angiogenesis
Cellular component (GO): membrane
Molecular function (GO): G protein-coupled receptor activity; chemokine binding; coreceptor activity
Source: RefSeq, a predicted model, not a curated record
AUUUAAACACCCUACAGCAGAGGAGUGAACGGGUCUGUCAUCUCACUGGUGGAUAACAACUAAAACGAGGAUUAAUAUCGCGACGCGUAGCCUACUAGCAAAGCAAAAAAGGGCAAAAUGACUGAGAUGCUGUCUUCAUCUCCAAAUGAGAAUACUCUAAGUGCCAGUGAACUGACUGAAUUCUUUGUCAUGUGGGAGGAAUUUAAUUUCACAGAUGCCAGUGACAACAGAACACUGGUGGAAACGUGCCCCACGUCCUUUAACCGAUCUGCUCUUCUCCAUGCUAUGUGCACCCUCUAUGCCUUCAUUUUUGUCGUGGGUCUAGCUGCCAAUGCGCUAGUGGUGUGGGUGAACUUGCGAUCACAGCGUCAUUACCAUGAAACACACUUGUAUAUCUUAAACCUGGCAGUGGCAGACCUGUGUGUGGUAGCUACUCUCCCUGUGUGGGUGAGCUCGUUGGCACAGGGUGGUCACUGGCCAUUUGGCCAGGUGGCUUGCAAGCUUACACAUCUUCUCUUCAGUGUCAACCUCUUUGCCAGCAUCUUUUUCUUGGCCUGCAUGAGCGUGGAUCGGUAUCUAUCGGUGGUAUGCUCAAGGGAGAUAUCUCACAGACGCAGACGACAAAUACGCUUUUUAGUGUGUGUUGUAAUGUGGCUGCUUGCGUUGUUUGCCUCUAUACCUGACACAUACUUCCUCGAGUCUGUAAAGUCAUUACACAGUCACAUGACCUUGUGCCGUCCUGUAUACCCAGAGGACAACCCUCUGCAGUGGAUGGUGGGCAUUCAAUUGAGUUUUGUGGUUCUAGGUUUUGCCAUUCCCUUCCCUGUUAUAGCAGUGUCUUACACAUUGCUGGCAAACACACUGACUUCCUCUUCCUUCUCCUCAAAUUCCCCUUUAAGUGCAGACCAGGAUCGUAGUGUGAGCAGGAAGGUCAUCCUCACGUACAUAGUAGUCUUCACAGCGUGCUGGGCACCAUAUCAUGCUGUACUCCUGGCCGACUCUCUGGCCAUGCUGGGAGUGCUUCCUCUAAGCUGCAGUGCAGAGAAUGCCCUGUUUGUGACACUGCAUCUUUCACAGUGCCUGUCACUGCUGCACUGCUGCGUGAAUCCAGUAGUCUACAGCUUUGCUCACCGCCACUACCGCUAUGACCUCAUGAAGGCCUUCAUCUUCAAAUAUUCCACCCGUACGGGGUUGACACAUCUAAUGGAGGGCUCUCAGGGCACUGAGACAGAGUAUGCAAUGGUGGAGAACACCCCUACAGCUGUAAACUAGAUCCCACAGGAAUUUCAUCCUCAACCAGAGCUCUGCACUGCUUCAAAACAUGACCUCACUUGACAUGUUCAGAUUUGAAUUUUCUAGAUAAGCAAAACUGAAUUAAAACAACAUGUUUUUCAUUGAACUAGCAAACGCUCAAUGGUGGCCCCAAAUACACUGAACACUCAUGAGCUUUUGGAAUCAUUCCAAAUACAUUUUGCAGAAAUGUACCAAAGACAGAUGGCUUCUUAUUGUAACUUAUGAACCAAUAGGCACUCAUCCAAACAAUAGAGUUCAAGCUGAAAUGUGUAAUUUUUGUGCCACUUGCACCACCAGAGGUAACUGAAAAAUGAAUAUUGUCUUCAAACAGCUUUCCGAACACACGUGAAGUCGGAAUGAUGUUUUCAAUAGUUUUGGUACCCUAGGAUCGGCAACUAUAUGCCGAUGCGCUGACAUACAGCAUACUUAUCAGACAUGUUUGCAGUUAAUGGUCUGCACUUAUAUAGCGCAUUUUUAACCUUAGAGGUAUUCAAAGCGCUUUACACUGUGACUCAUUCACCCAUUCAUACACCAAUGGCGGUAGAGCUGCCAUGCAAGGCACUAGCCUGCCAUUGGGAGCAACUUGGGGUUCAGUGUCUUGCCCAAGGACACUUCGGCAUGUGGAGUCAUGUGGGCCAGGAAUCAAACCACCAACCCUGCGAUUAGUGGCCAACCCGCUCUAGCACCCGAGCCACAGCCACCCUUAAUUUAGAAUAAUCCGGAUUCAUUAACAUUAGAACGUGGUUUCAAUGUGUUUACCUUUCGACCUGGCAUGAUUGGUAGCGUGUUGCAUGAUCUGUGUGGGAGACUAGGGUUCAAAGCCAGGCAGUAACCAUGUUUGAAAAGUCAAUGACAAGCAUGAUACGGAGGUUUCACUUUUCCCCCUAACAUUACUUUUGUACUCCACUAAUGGUUAAGGUAAGGUUUGGGUUUGAGUUGGGGGAUAGAAUCUAAAAAUAUAUUAUUUUCUCUUCAUUGUAUAAUGUCCUGUAAAGCUGAAAACAACUUGCUUCACUACUAGCUUUUGGCGACCUCUCCUGGACAUAAAUGGAGCUCACAUGUGACCAUAUGCCCUACAACACUUACUGCUUUUGCCACUAGGGGCAGUGUUUAGAAAUUUCAGUCAACGUAUACCGAUUUUGAAGAAAGAAAAUUCAAUCUACUCUUUCCUUUUGGUCAACGUAUACCAAUAUUGACAAAAGAAAAUUGGUCUACUCUUUCUGAUUUUACUGUGAGAUCAGGCUGGAAACACUGGGCCUUACUAAUAAUUGCGUGGAUUUUGCGUACUUAUGAGCACAGGAUUGGCUGGAGUCCAGGAUUGGCUGGAGUCAUAAGCAACCAAAUUGGCCCAGUUGCUAGGGAGGGUAGAGUUACAUGGGGUAACCCCCUCGUGGUCACUAUAAUGCGGUUCGCUCGCGGUGGGGUGCGGGGAGAAUUGCGUGAAGCCUCCACACAUAUCAUGCGAUGUCUCCACGGUAACAUGCUCAAAGAUCCUUUAAAUGGAAUGUUGAAAGAAUGUUUCAAAAAGAAGAAUUUUAAGUUAUUUAUAUUUGUUGCAUAGCUCAAGUUCUCUUUUUCUUAAGUGUGUUUAUUUAUAGAUGUGGCCUUCUUAGUAUUGAUUGAACUGUGUUCACUAUGUGUUUUGAACAGUCUGUGCCCACAUGUUCUGUUCUCUGCAACAGCUCAUUCCAACAUUUUUAAAGGAUGAGACAAUCAGAACAUUUUCAAUCUGGAUUUUCAAAGAUUGAGUGUUUAUGUAGAGUUGUUUCCAAUGUAUAUGUAUUUCUUUGUGUCUAUACUUCACUGUAGUUUUUGUUUUGUUGUGUAUAUAAUGUUUCACUACUGGCUGUAAUCUGUAACAGCUUCUUAUGUGUGUACUUGGAAGGGCAUUUACUUAAAGGUUACUGUAUCAUUAAUAGAUUGUGUGUAUAUUUAGAUUUUCUGUAAGGUAACUUAAAUAAAUUGUUAUAUUUAUCUUUAUUCUAUCAUACAUUUUGUUGUAGAGUUCUGAUUGAACAUUGUUCUGGAAAUAUAUAUUUUUUCUUUCAAAAAACCUUUUGAAUAACUCUUGUUUCUUAAACAUCAAGUGGCUCUUCUCUAAAUCCCUUUUCCUAAUUCUGUUGCCCAUAAAGCUGGAGUAUUUUAUCUCAUGGAAACUGCAUGGAUAGGAAUGUACUCACUAAGUUUUUUACACACUAAGUGCUUCAUAAAAACUUAAAGGUAAUGACUACAAUCUUGGAGAGGGUGGAUCUAAAUGCAGGAUUCUUAUAAUAAUAAACAAAUGAAGAUGAUACAACAAGGAAGGUUAUAACUGAGAUGAUAAUGUAGCAUCACACCACAGCCUUGAAGGGUGUUAGCAGGACAGCUAAUUCUGUACCCCUUAGUGGUCAGUUUCAAAACACAGUGUUGUGCCUCACAAUCCACGGCUGUUCAAAUGUUGCAUUGUUUUUCAAGGCUGCUGAUGGCUACAUAGUCUUAAAGCAUGGCUAGUGGCAAAAUAAAUGGUGCGAUUUUAUUUUCCUAAAGCCUCUAUUCAUCGUGUGUAUCUGAUGAAACCACAUUCAAGUUUGAUUGAUUAUGGCUUAUGACAAAGAAUACUCAUUAGUUCCAUAUGUUACAUAAUAUACAUAGGAACAUCAAAUAUAUUUUUUUCUCAAUGAAAAAUGUGUUCCCAUAAAUUGCAGUUUGGUUGAUAAAGUCAGUUUGACCAGU